Messenger RNA from Pieris brassicae (large cabbage white), 1502 nucleotides. It is a transcript of the gene Fntb, whose product is annotated as protein farnesyltransferase subunit beta. The record is from RefSeq and is a predicted model, not a curated record. The transcript is spliced from 4 exons. Gene Ontology annotation, cellular component: protein farnesyltransferase complex. Gene Ontology annotation, molecular function: protein farnesyltransferase activity. Gene Ontology annotation, biological process: protein farnesylation. Bases 184 to 1401 code for a protein of 405 amino acids. NCBI's taxonomy places the organism in Eukaryota, Metazoa, Arthropoda, Insecta, Lepidoptera, Pieridae.
AAUGCCGGAGGGUUGUGGACGGGGACCGAGGUUAUGAUUCAAAUCUUUAUUAUUAUUUAUUUUAGUCUCUGGAAUUUCAAGUUCAAUGUAAUUGUGUAACAAAUUAUACCAGGGUUGUAGUACGUAGGUAGUAUAUUAAUCCAGGUAUUACCGUUGAAAAACAUUUCUCAGACUUAAUUUAAAAUGACCAGUGUUCUAAGGUUAUUUCGAGACAUUGCAAGCGAAAGCUAUAAUGAUGAAGGUUAUGCUUCGAAUACAUCAUUAGAGCAAAUUGAUGUGGAAGCUAUUGUUUGCAACAUAUACAGACGUUUUGAACAUAAGGCAGCAAUUGACCCUAGUUUACCAAAAUUAAUUAGAAAAGCUCAUUGUAAUGUUUUGAAGGAUUGGCUUAUGCAUUUACCAGGCAAUUACUCAUGUUUAGAUGCAAGCAGGCCAUGGCUUAUAUAUUGGAUACUACACUCACUAUGGCUGUUAAAAAAAUUACCAGAUGCGGAAACAUUGUCAAAAGUUGUUAACUUCCUUAAGCAAUGCCAGCACAAAGAUGGUGGUUAUGGAGGUGGUCCUAUGCAGCAUUCACACCUUGGUACAACAUAUGCAGCUGUUAAUGCUUUAAGCAUUAUAGGAACUGAUGAAGCAUAUGAUUCAAUAGAUAGAAGCUCUUUGCAAACAUUUUUAUGGACACUAAGGGAUGUUGAUGGUUCAUUCGCUCUUCAUAAUGGUGGUGAACAAGAUAUAAGAGGUGCUUAUUGUGCAGCAAGUGUUGCCAAAAUUACAAACAUAUACACAGAAGCUCUGUUUGACAAAACUGCUGAAUGGGUUAUUAGUUGUCAGACAUAUGAGGGUGGCUUUGCCGGCUGUCCAGGAAUGGAAGCUCACGGUGGCUAUGCCUUUUGUGGUCUAGCAUGUCUAGCUUUGCUCGAUAGAACACAACUCUGUGAUAUAGAUGCUUUAUUAAGAUGGAGUGUUAAUCGUCAGAUGAGACUGGAAGGUGGUUUUCAAGGCAGAACCAAUAAAUUAGUUGAUGGCUGUUAUUCGUUUUGGCAGGGAGGAAUAUUCCCAAUCAUUAGUGCUAUUUUAGCUAAAGAUAACAAAGAAUUAAUAGAAACAGUAUUAUUUAAUCAAGGUGCCUUACAAGAGUACAUAAUAGUUUGCUGUCAAUCUCCUGAAGGUGGUCUUAUAGAUAAGCCUGGAAAGCCUCGUGACAUUUACCAUACAUGCUACACUUUAAGUGGUCUAUCAGUAGCUCAGCAUGGAACUGGUACUGGAGAAUCAUUGGUCAUUGGUGCAUCAGAAACUGAGUUGAAUAGAGUUCAUCCUCUUCAUAACAUUGCUCCCCACAUGGUUUAUAAUGCUGUACAUUACUUUAUUAGGCAUCCACCUCCAGUAAAAGAUGAUAAUUAACUAUUUUAAUGAAAAUAGAAAGAAUUAUUAUAAAAUAUAAAGUACCAAAAUCUGUACAUAUUGUAUAAUACAUAUAUUAAGUAUUAAAGUUUUUUUUUAAA